Rotaria sp. Silwood1 is the source of this 948-nucleotide messenger RNA. NCBI's taxonomy places the organism in Eukaryota, Metazoa, Rotifera, Eurotatoria, Philodinida, Philodinidae. The record is from the annotation of a GenBank genome assembly.
AUGGCGACGGCCGUUUCUGCGACUGAUAGUUUUCAAAAUCAGCAAAAUAAUGAGCAAGUAACACGUUUGAUUUUACUUGGUAUGACAGGUGGUGGUAAAAGUUCUUUGGGCAAUACAUUGCUUAAUUUCAAACGAUUCAAAGCUAGAGCAUCAACGACUUCUGUCACCAAGAAUUGUCAAGUUGGUUAUCGAAAUUUUAACAAUCGACAUCUUGUUGUUGUUGAUACUCCAGGAUUCUUUGAUAAUCAUGCUAAUGCUAAUGAGAAUGAUAAUGAUAGUGAUAGUGAUAAUAAUAAUAAUAGUGCUAAUGAUAAUGAUAAUGAUAGUGAUAAUGAUAAUGAUAAUGAUAGUGAUAGUGAUAAUGAUAAUUAUAAUGAUAAUGAUAAAAAAACAUGUAUUAAAAUUGGUCAAUCACUUCAAACAACAGUUCCAGGUCCACAUGCAUUUCUUAUUGUACUUUCACUUAGUGCAGGAGGACGAGUAACAAAAGAAGUUAAAAGAGGAUAUAAAUGGAUAACGAUGAUAUUCGGCGAUCGUGUAUUAAACUAUUGUAUUAUUAUCUUUACUGGAUUAGAUAAUCUUAAUGAAGAUGGACAAACAGUGACACAAUAUUUAGCAAAGCGUAAACAGCCUUUAGCUAAAUUAAUGGAAAAAUGUGGUGAACGAUACGUGGCUUUUAAUAAUCGGGCUUCGCUAGAAGAAAAAAAUAAUAAAAUUCAAGAAUUAUUAGAUUUAAUUGAUCGUGUUAUACAAAAUAAUGGUAAUCAAGUGUUCACGAAUAAAGAAAUUGAAGCAAUUAGCAAAGUUGUACAAGAAGAAAAUGAGAAGGGUGGAUUUAUACCAAAUCUCCCAGAUGGAAGCAUUAUUCUACUACCACAAACAGAGAAAAUUGUUGUCGAGGCUUAUAUGCGCAGACCUGUUCUUCGAAGAGACAUGUACAUGUCGUGA